Molecule: messenger RNA, 2511 nt
Organism: Acanthoscelides obtectus
Lineage: Eukaryota; Metazoa; Arthropoda; Insecta; Coleoptera; Chrysomelidae
Source: the annotation of a GenBank genome assembly
GUUGUUGUACCUCAAGUCGCAAGUUCCAGUCAUCCAGUCCAGUCCAGCCACAGAAAACCUGAGCACGUCAGAGGACGUAACAUAACAGUCCCAGUCACAGAACAGAUUGUAUAUAUUUUAUGGUCGUAGUGAGGCACAAAAUUAGUUGGUGCUGCUAGUGAUUGUGGCUAAAAUAGUGGUGGUGUGGUAGAGCUUGGUGUUGUCGUGUUGUGACAGUUCAGUGAUCUAGUGACAAUAAAAACAACAGAGAGUUAAACUUUAUUUCAUGAAUAAUUAAAUCAAGUGAAAGUCUGAAGCAACUUGCUAGAUAAAUGCUAUCAAAACAAACCCUCUGAAGAUAUUUGCAGUCUGCGCACACGUAUUGGUUUUUAUCGCAGAUAAUCCUUGCUUUCCGUGUACUGUCAAGCAGAUGUGAAAGUGCAACAUAUUUCAAAUAAAAUCGAAGGCAAGGGAGCGCCUAAAUAACUUUUUUGAUUUCGUUUCUAAUCGAUCAAAGGUAUGCUAUAAACGCACGUCAAAUUUGUUUAUCGAUUUUAAAGCGUUCGUUUUAUUAGGGCAUUUACGUGGAAAUAACUGCGAAGAUGGUGUCUGGAGGGAUGUCUUGUAUAAAAUACCUUCUGUUUUGCUUCAACCUUCUCUUUGCUAUAUCUGGAAUAGCAAUACUAACAGUGGGAGCUAUACUCCACAUAAGCUAUUCAGAUUACACCAAUUUUGUGGAUAGAAGCUAUCAGUAUUCACCCAUAAUCUUGAUUGCUGUUGGGGUGAUCAUUUUUAUUGUAGCAUUUUUGGGGUGCUGCGGAGCUGUGAAGGAGAACAUCUGUAUGAUUGUUACUUUCAUUGUUCUCCUGGUGGCUAUCCUAAUCUUGGAAAUUAUUGUUGGACUUGUGGGAUACAUUAAGAAGAAUGAAGUGGAGGUUAUGUUGGAGAAAAAUCUCAAUUCUACAAUGCAUAGUUACUACAACAAUCCGGAGAUUAGGAAAUCCUGGGACAUAACUCAACAUGAGGCCGAAUGCUGUGGCGUGAAGGGACCCAAGGACUGGACUGUGAUUACCAAGAACGACUCGCUACCACACACUUGCUGUCCAGAUACUCCUGAUGAUGGUACCUGCACCACCCACCUAAACCAUUACAAGGUAUCUUGUUUAGAGAAAAUGAAAACGCUCUUCAACAGAUAUGGUGCCAUCAUAGGAGGUGUUGGAGUUGGCAUAGGGGCAGCUCAGCUGAUUGGUGUACUGUUUGCAACCUGCUUGGCGAGAUCAAUCAGAAAAGAGUAUGAAACGGUGUGAAUGCACCAUAAGUAAAAAACCUCACGUGCGUAUGUAUUGCACAGUAUUUCCCACAUUCUGUCCAUGGUUUAGUUUGUUAUUUAUUGUUUUUAUAGAAUGUUAUUUUUAUUUUUUACUAUUAUAAAGUAUGUAUACCUCACCUCUGCAUUUAUUUUGUAUCUACUACUGGAUCAGAAAUAUCUUAAGAACACAGCACAACUGUUACUUGAAAUUUUACACGAAUUUAUAUUGCAGAUGCAAGAUAUACAAUUUUCAAAAACACUCAAUUACAUUCUAACCAAAGUCUGAUUUUUAGUAGUAUUAUGUUUAUAUUGAUCGUUUUGUUAUUUUUUUUCUUGUAAUGAUAGUAAUGAAUAUUAUCUUGUUAUUCAUAGAUGUAAGAUUGUAUAGUUAAUUAUAAAUAUAGCAACAUGUUUUACUUUGGUUUGUAGUAGAAUUAACUUUUUUUAAUUGAUGUCUUUUGCGUGAGACUGUUGCAGAAAAUUCACCUUUGUCUUGGAUGCUCGAAAUAUGCCAAACCUAUUUAUGGAAAAACAUUAUUUUUGAAAUGAUUUUAAGAAUUUUUACCUUUCAUAUUUUGUAGUCACCCUCUUUGAAUGUAAAGGGAUGAAAAAUGUAGAUACCAAAAUAAUUUCCUGUAUAAUAUGGAUGAAUAUACCAAUUACAUAAUUAUAAAUUAACAUUGUCUAAUCUAAAAAUUUUGCAAGAAUGUCUUCGGAAAAUCGCAAUUGGCCAUUUUAUGCUACAUACAAAAAAACUCUGUAAUUGGUGUAUUCCAAAUUCUAGAAAAUUACUAUACACUUUCGGAUUCAUUAAGCGAUUGUCAGUUUUAAAAACCAAAUUAUUUAGUCUCGAAUAUGCAAUUUUUUUUAUUUUUAGCUUAUUGGGUUAGGUUUCUCCAGAAAGUAAUGCAUUUAGUUUCAUAACACAACUGCCAUGUAUCUGCAGCAAAAUAUGUUAAAGACCUGAAUUUGUACUAAUAUCGAGAGGAGGUAUGAAAGCUGAAUCGUAUAACUUACUGGGCUGCCCCUGAAUUCACAUUCAGUUGUAUUUUGAGUUGAAUUGUUUUAUAAUUAAAAUCACACUCUGUAUAUGUAUAAUACCUUGAUUUGUGCUAAAUUAAAUGUUAUUGUGGCCCAUUUAAUUUCAAUAAAAGAAAUUUACAUACAUAACGUUAUUGCAAAUAAAACCAAAUUAGUACAUUACUAAAAUUUAUUAUUACAAU